UCGCUUAUUAAAUAAUUAUUAAGUAAUUUUGUAAAUUAUCUUGAACUGUGUAAAUAGUGCAGUCAAUACAAAAAAAUUGCAGUCACCGCUGCCGUGCAAUGCCUAAUUGUGAAUAAUACUCUGCGUAGAUGAGAAGUGUAAAAUAGGUGACGAUGAAUUCAUUUGACUCAACAUUGCUGUUAUCAGCAGAGCUCUCUGAUAUCCUUCCUUUGGCUGCGUUUUUGGUUUGCGCUGGAACCAUUGUUUUGUUUUUAUUGAAGUCGUCAGUUAUAUUACGUGUUCAAGCAGACGAUGUUAUACGACAUUCUACUAUCACUAAUUAUAGUGCACAAGUGCCGAGGCUUCAAUUGAUUCCCGUACAUAUACCCUUUACCUUCCGUCUAAUGGAUACCGGAUCCAACCCAUUCGAAGAAGUCCGAAUAGUUAUCUCUAGCCACAUCAAGUACACGCUGCAAGCGUUCUGGACUCUUUCCAUACGAGAGCUACAUAUGUCUUUGUCGCGAACGUGGGAUGAAUUGCGAGAUCAAACGCAACUAUCUACGAUAGUUAACUCAAUGCAUUGUCAAAAGUUGGCGACCAACAUGAGGCUUCAAAACCCUCACGACGAGAAGGUCAUCAUUCUAAAGACUAAAGAUCCUCUCCUCCUGGGAGCUCCACCACGAUCAGUAUAUCCUCUUGUUGUAUUCAUCAUUCGUGAACCAGAAAGUAACGAAUUGGUAUCCCCAGAAGACGCGGUAAUUCUCGUUAACGUUAUCCAUCUUAGAGACGCUGGUUGUCCACUACCAACCUCCAUAUUGGCACAAUACCUAAAGCAAGCAGGUGGACAGUUAACAUGUCUAAAGCAACUCUAUCUAACUGCUGGUGAACCAAUUUUGACAGAAAAUGGCUACCAUAACCAAACAGCGAGCUCGAUAUUGCUGGCAGAACCAGUAGCAUGCACAAAUAAUACAGAGUCUCUGCUAUGCAGCGAUUCAACGUCGCAAGAUCGCUCAGGAAUCGAGCAGCUGUGCGUCGUGUGUCAUUAUUUUCCGCUAUCGCGAGCCUUACUUCCUUGCCGACACACAUGCAUCUGUGCGAUAUGUUUCAGUAAAUUAGACCGUUGUCCAAUGUGCCGCUCAGCAAUCACAAGCUACUUUUGUAUCAAAACAGAGGAUUAUGUAGCUAGCAACGUAACCAAACGAAAUAAACCUAAAGUAACUAUUCAUUGGUUAGAUGCAAUGUACAAUAGAUUAGCAAAUUUUCUAGGAUUUAGAUAAUAUGUUCUUAUCAUGUUCCUUCAUCAGUGAGAAAAUAGCAGGGUAAAUGAUCUUGAGUGGACCUAUUUUUAAAUAAGAAUUUUCGGAUAUGCUUAUCAAGUCUUUGUACUGUAUUUUACUUUUAUGUUUAUCUUUAAUCAUUUCUGAACGUAAAUAUACUAACAUUAAAUUAAAAUUAUACCCAAAAUCACUUUAUUGCAGCGUAUUUAAAAGUAGCUGUUUUUCAGCGUUUUGGCAGUCACCGUAGAAUAUUUUUAAACUGUUACUACCCGGAACCCUUCUUGUUUAAAA
Molecule: messenger RNA, 1547 nt
Organism: Sabethes cyaneus
Lineage: Eukaryota; Metazoa; Arthropoda; Insecta; Diptera; Culicidae
Product: cell growth regulator with RING finger domain protein 1-like
Exons: 7
Coding region: 153-1256 (367 amino acids)
Biological process (GO): negative regulation of cell growth
Source: RefSeq, a predicted model, not a curated record